Molecule: messenger RNA, 786 nt
Organism: Naegleria fowleri
Lineage: Eukaryota; Heterolobosea; Eutetramitea; Acrasida; Naegleriidae
Exons: 2
Coding region: 1-786 (261 amino acids)
Source: RefSeq, a predicted model, not a curated record
AUGACAAAAGCAACGUAUCAAACAGCGACAAUGGUUGCCUCUACGUCACCAUUGAGAUUGAAUAUGAACAACAGCAACACUGCUAACCAUAACAGUACGUCGUCCUUCUCAACGCCCAUACAUGCUGUCAGAUGCCAAGACACCCAUGCUCCAGACAAUUCAUCCAUGAAUUCGAGGAGAAAUUCAACUACCUCUUCCUCAACAAACGGCACGAAUACAUGUAAAUCAACUGUAUCGUCAAAAUCUUCCAAUUCUCUUUCCUCCACAAGUACAGGCAUUGAAAAACAAUCAAAGAGAAAAACCAAUUCCAAACUGAAAGAAUUCACCACUGUCUUUGAUAUUAAAAAGACUUCUGUCAGCUUUGUUUCACGAAAUGGCGAUGAACCUAAAAAGACGAGACGAGCACAAGCAUCCAUCACUAAAGAAGAAAUUUUGAGGGUUCUCCAUCUCUCUCAAACACAAGCUUGUAAUCAAAUUGGAUGUUCUCUUUCGACUCUGAAACGAAGGUUUUAUGAAUUGAAGGAUGACAUGGGUUUACAAAGGUGGCCUCAAUUCUACGAAGAAAUCAAAGAUUUGCCCAUUUUCCCUCAAGUCUAUCCCAUGUGCUUGGAAUUCAUUUUGAAUCGAGAAGAUGAAGAUCCAAUCACAACCUCUUCCAUGCAACAACAACAGUUUUCAUCAAGCAGUUCAUCUUGUUCAGCGAGUUUGAACAAGAUGAAUCGAAAAGUGGCUACCAGUCCUUCCACAAACACGUCCAGUAGUUCCUCUUCUUCUCCGGUACAGUAA